GUGUGUAUCUGAGAGAUGAUAACGCCGCUCAGUCGUUUAUACCGUUAAAUAAACACGUCGACUCUUUGCAGACACUCCGUGCGCAACAGCUGCUGCGCUUCAUGGUAACUACCGCUAAUAUUUGAACCCAAACAGCCGACAGGAUAAACGCAGCGGUUUUCACUCAAUAGUAAAAACAGGACGGGGGGGGGGUCGCUCUGUUUGUCUGUGUUGUUUCUAGGACCGGUUUAAGCGCUAUACGAAUCCAGUGCACGACAGAAAGCUGCGCGGGUAAGCAACUGGUGAGCGCGUAAGAAGUGAGAGAGAGUGUGUGUUUGUUUCUGCGAGACUCGCUUCUCUUCCCCCAGUUCAAAAUCCUCAGGAAACGGUCGACGGCUGUUUUGGAGACCCGGAGCGGUGUGUUGUCUCCAGCGGCGUGUUGCUAGCCGCAGAAGCCGGUCCCUGGGGAACCAUGGCAGAACUGGAGAAGGAGGUUCUGCCGCUGCCGCCGCGGUACCGGUUCCGAGACCUGCUGCUUGGAGACUGGCAAGCGGACGACAGGGUGCAGGUGGAGUUCUACGUCAAUGAAAACACUUUCAAGGAGCGCCUGAAGUUGUUCUUCAUCAAAAACCAGCGAUCAAGUCUGCGGGUGCGGCUGUUUAAUUUCUCCCUGAAGCUGCUGAGCUGCCUGCUGUACAUCGUGAGGGUGCUGCUGGACGACCCGAGGGAGGGCCGCGGAGGCUGCUGGGGUUGUCCGAAGCAGCAGAACAACGCCACAUACCAGCACAGCCAGUUUGAUUGGGUUCACAUUAUCUGGGUCAACAGACCGCUGCCGCUGUGGGCUUUGCAGGUUUUAGUGGCACUGAUCAGCCUGUCAGAGACCAUGCUGCUUGUGUAUCUCAGCUAUAAGGGCAACGUGUGGGAGCAGGUGCUGCGGGUCCCGUUUAUCCUGGAGAUGAUCAGUGCUGUCCCCUUCAUGAUUACAGUUGUUUUACCUUCUCUCAGGAACCUGUUCAUCCCUGUGUUUCUGAACUGCUGGCUAGCCAAGCAUGCUCUGGAAAACAUGAUAAAUGAUCUCCACCGAGCGAUACAGAGGACUCACUCGGCCAUGUUCAACCAGGUCCUGAUCCUCAUCUGCACACUGGUCUGCCUCAUGUUCACAUGUAUCUGUGGGAUCCAGCAUUUGGAGCGAGCCGGUAACAACCUGACGCUGUUCGACUCGCUGUAUUUCUGCAUCGUGACGUUCUCCACUGUGGGCUUCGGAGACGUCACCCCCAAGAUCUGGCCCUCGCAGCUCCUGGUGGUCAUCAUGAUCUGUGUGGCCCUCAUCGUCCUGCCCAUCCAGUUCGAGCAGCUGGCUUACCUGUGGAUGGAACGUCAGAAAUCGGGAGGGAAUUACAGCCGCUACCGCGCCCAGACUGAGAAGCACGUGGUGCUGUGUGUCAGCUGCCUCAAGAUAGACCUGCUCAUGGACUUCCUCAAUGAGUUCUACGCACACCCUCGCCUGCAGGAUUACUACGUGGUGAUUCUGUGCCCAACAGAGAUUGAUGCCCAGGUGCGCAGGGUUCUCCAGAUCCCCCUCUGGUCUCAGAGAGUCAUCUACCUGCAGGGCUCCGCACUCAAAGACCUGGAUCUCAUGAGAGCCAAGAUGGAUGAUGCGGAGGCCUGCUUUGUCCUCAGCAAUCGCUUUGAGGUGGACCGCAUCGCAGCCGAUCACCAGACCAUCCUGAGGGCUUGGGCGGUCAAGGAUUUCGCCCCCAACUGCCCUCUGUACGUCCAGAUCCUCAAACCAGAGAACAAAUUCCACGUCAAGUUCGCAGAUCACGUGGUGUGUGAGGAGGAGUUCAAGUAUGCCAUGCUGGCUCUGAACUGUGUGUGUCCGGCGACCUCCACCCUCAUCACCCUGCUCAUUCACACCUCCAGAGGCCAAGAGGGGGGUGCUGGCUCAGCUGAGCGGUGGCAGCGCUCGUACGGCCGCUGCUCUGCUAACGAGAUCUAUCACAUCCAGCUGGAUGAGAGCAAGUUCUUCGGGGAGUACCAGGGCAAGAGCUUCACCUAUGCUUCCUUCCACGCCCACAAGAAGUAUGGGGUGUGUCUGAUCGGAGUACGGAGGGUGGACAACGCCAACAUCCUGUUGAACCCGGGGCCGUGCCACAUCAUGAGCGGCUCAGACACCUGCUUCUACAUCAACAUCUCCAAGGAGGAGAACUCCGCCUUCAUCUUCAACCAGCAGGAGGCGCUGCGCGGGAGCCAUGGCCCGCCGCAGAGCAUCUACCACGGCCUGACACGCCUGCCUGUGCACAGCAUCAUCGCCAGCAUGGGCACCGUGGCGAUGGACCUGCAGGACUCGGGCAGCAGUGAGGGCAGUCCAGAGAGCGCCAGGGUGGGAGGGAACACGCUGGCGCUGCCGGUACCAGACCCGGCCCGGGAGAGGCGGCACAGCAUCGCCCCGGUGCUGGAGCUGAUGGACAACGUGCCCUCGCCCUCCUUCGACCUGCUGAGUGACCAGUCUGAGGACGAGGCCGGACCCGAGGGCAGAGAGGCUGAGCCGGACUGCGGGGGCACCAGCGAGUGGGUGAAGGGGUACCCCAUGAACUCCCCCUACAUCGGCAGCUCCCCCACUCUGUGCCACCUCCUGCAGGACAAGGUGCCAUUCUGCUGCCUACGUCUGGACAAGGGCUGCCACCACAUCCCCUACGAGGAUGCCCGCGCCUACGGCUUCAGAAACAAGCUGAUCAUCGUGUCCGCGGAGCAAGCUGGCAACGGCCUCUACAAUUUCAUCGUGCCUCUGAGAGCGUACUACCGGCCCAAGAAAGAGCUGAACCCCAUCGUGCUGCUGCUUGAGAGCUCACCAGAAGCACAUUUUCUGGAAGCGAUCUGCUGGUUCCCCAUGGUGUACUACACGGUGGGGUCCAUCGAUAAUCUGGACAGCCUGCUCCACUGUGGGGUCACCUUCGCUGCCACCAUGGUGGUGGUGGACAAGGAGAGCUCCAUGAUUGCAGAGGAGGACUACAUGGCCGACGCCAAGACCAUCGUCAACGUGCAGACUCUGUUCAGACUGUUCCCCAGUUUGAGCAUCAUCACAGAGCUGACUCACCCGGCCAACAUGCGCUUCAUGCAGUUCAAAGCAAAGGACCACUACUCACCCGCGCUCUCCAAACUAGAGAAGAAAGAGCGUGAGAAAGGGUCAAACCUGGUCUUCAUGUUCCGACUGCCCUUCGCUGCAGGGAAGGUGUUCAGUGUGAGCAUGCUGGACACCCUGCUGUACCAGUCCUUCGUUAAAGACUACAUGAUCUCCAUCACAAGGCUGCUGCUGGGUCUGGACUCGAUGCCUGGUUCUGGUUUCCUCUGUGCUAUGAAGAUCAGUGAGGAUGACCUGUGGAUCCGCACGUACGGACGCCUCUAUCAGAAGCUCUGCUCCUCCACCGGAGACAUUCCCAUCGGGAUCUACCGCACCGAGACCCACACCCUGCCCACCUCCGAGUCUCAGGUCUCGAUCAGCGUGGAGGACUGCGAGGACACCAGGGAACCCCGAGAGCCAAUCAUGUGCCGGGUGAACCACCGCAACUCCACCUCCAGCGACCAGUCGGAUCACCCGCUGCUGAGGCGCAAGAGCAUGCAGUGGGCACGCCGGCUGAGCAGGAAGGGGGGUCGGCACUCCAACAAGACCAGCGCAGCCGAGCGCAUCACGCAGCAGCGCAUGUCUCUGUUCCGACGCUCCGAGAGGCAGGAGCUAAACUCCCUCGUCAAGAACCGCAUGAAACACCUGGGCCUCUCCCCCUCGGGAUACAAUGAAAUGACGGAUCACGGCAACACUCUGUCCUACAUUCUCAUCAACCCUUCCCCCGACACCCAGCUGGAACUCCACGACGUCGUGUACCUGAUCAGACCAGACCCUCUGUCUCUGGUGUCCAGCCAGGCGGGCAGUCGAACGGGCAGCUCGGGGAGAAGCGACGGGUACCGCUUCAACACACAAGACAGCACCCACCUGUGAGGGACACGGAGACAGACAGGGGGACCGACGUCCACAAACUGGACAGGCAGGAGACUCCUGGCUCUGGGUUCAGAUUUGAUCGGUCCCCACAAUGGCAACAAGUUUACAAACAUCACCAGAACUUACAAUUGGUGGCAGAAAUGUGCUUUUAAAUGCCUUUCCCCCUCCAAUUCAGUGUGCAUCCCUCUUCAUAACACUGUGGUCAGGAGCUAUAGGUAGAGACUCUGCAACUCAUGUCCCGCUAAUGCAAUUGGGAGGCAAACGGGAGCUAUAACCUCCUCAGAACCUGUUCUGCGGUACAAAGGGAAGCCUUAUUUAUAACAAGGAGCACCGUUGAGAUUUUUUUUAAAUCAAAAGGGACCAGCCAACACCAAGUUGUCUUUUAGAUGCAGUUCCAUCAGGGAAACGCCUGUGUUUCCCGUUGAAUUAUUAAUUAAAAUUCCAAAACGCACGUUCUUUCAUCAUAGGAAAAGCCUUAGUGUGCAACUGCCACCUGUUGUCAAGCGCUCUUUAUUCUAUUCAUCCAUUUCAAAUGAUCUCCAGUCAGUGGUUCUGUACUACAGAGGCAGUGGGUAGCACAAGGGCAGCUACAAAGAGGGAGAAGGCUGGUGGUACAACAGUGGCAAACGAUCACAGCUGUGCUGCUCCAUUGUUGAACAAUCUCUCACAGGAGCCAGGUCAGUGCAUGUUAUCAGGAUCACUGUGCUGUGCAGUUCCCAUCGUGUUGCCAUUGGUGUGGUUCUGCUAGUUGGGGGUUUCAAUACACGGGGGUACAAAGAAUGGGGAUCCUGAAGUUAUCUUUCAAGUUUUGGGACGAUAGCACCAUUUUGUGGAAGGACUGUUUUAAAAUACCCUAUGGCCCAGGUGAAUGUGUUUCUGAACUGCACAAGCAUGCUGUACCUGCUGUCUUUACUACCUGUCUGCACGUUAAGAAGCACCCACUAGGUGAUUAGCAGCGAUUCACAAUGUGUUACGGUGACCCCCUUUUUAAUAGCGCUGCAAGGACAGAUUUAUUUGACUGGUCAGAUUGAGCUCGCCACAGAAACCAGACGAGGGUCACUGGUGUUGAUUGGGCUAAUUAACAAUUACUGUUCUUAAGAAAUGCAGCAUUAAAUCAUCACAAACCCAAGCCGCUGUUUCUUCACAUGUUUCACUUAGAAUAGUAAAUUAGCCCAAUCAACACCAAUGACCCUCACCUGAUUGUCUGAACCUGAUUUCUGUGGAGAUCCACUCAUUCUGAAAGAUCAGCUCCUGCAACACAAAUUUUCUUUUAAAUCUUAUACAUAUAUAUAUUUAAAAUCUUAUGGUCAGUUUUAAAUAGGGAUAUUAGACUAGGGAUCAGCCUCAUCACUAACGCCAAAUACCUUUCAGGACAGACACCUCCCUUUCUCUUAGGGGGUGAGCAGUUCAGUCUCCAUGCCUCAAGCCUGCCCUGCCCUGGACUGAACUGGAGGGAGUCCCCUUUCUCUUAAGGGGUGAGGGAGGGAGCAGUUCAGUCUCCAUGCCUUUCUUAUGAGGGGCGACAAAGGGAGCAAUUCUGUCUUCAUUGCCAUUCAGUCCUUGCUUUCUCUGAGAAAACUGUUCAUUAGUGCCAAACGUGAAGAUGCAUGUUUUUUUUUCUUUCUUUUUUUUAUGAUGGAACAUUCCACAUCAAAUCAAAGGCCCAAGGGCAGAAAUCGUCAAGAACGCGCGUGCCUAUUUAUGUAUUUAAUAUUUUAUUUUAUUGGUCAUUGAGCAGACACUUUCAUCCAAAGAAACUUACGAGACCAAGGGGCAAACUAUCCAUCACCACUGCUGCUGCAGAGUCACUGACAAUAGGACCUCUGUUUUACAUCUCAUCCGAAUAGGGCUCUGAGAUAAUCAGCUUACAUCUACUAUCAAGCUGUGCAGAAGGAGUGUCAUUCAUUUAUUAAAAACUGUAAAGAUCAGAGAAUGUAAGGAAAUACUUAAACAUUUAAAACCUGAGCUUCUCGUUUAUGGAUUUACACUGUGACGAUGCUGCAUACUGUAUUUAUAACAAAACAUAUUGGGAAAUACAUUAAAGAAAUACUAAGUGCCUUUGUCUUGGCUUUUCUUUCACGUCUGAGCAGAG
Molecule: messenger RNA, 6065 nt
Organism: Acipenser ruthenus (sterlet)
Lineage: Eukaryota; Metazoa; Chordata; Actinopteri; Acipenseriformes; Acipenseridae
Product: potassium channel subfamily T member 2-like
Exons: 29
Coding region: 452-3973 (1173 amino acids)
Biological process (GO): potassium ion transport
Cellular component (GO): membrane
Molecular function (GO): intracellular sodium-activated potassium channel activity
Source: RefSeq, a predicted model, not a curated record